AUGCUUAUUAUCCAAAUCGAUACGUGUCUGCUCGAGUUCCUCCUUGAACUGUUGCAAAAGAUCCGCACGAAUCUUUUGCUGAUCUUGCAUGAAUUCCUGAUGAAGUUUCUCGGUGAGCUCAACAAGACAUUUCUCUCGAGAAGUGUGAUAUUCGUUGAGCCAGUGACGUUGCAAAUCGAUAAUCAUUCGCUUCAUUCCUUCGCUUACGUGUACGCCGUCCAAGUGGUACUGAAAUACGUGCACAACUUGAACAACAAGCAUAAAUUAAAUUUGGAACUUUAA
Caenorhabditis remanei is the source of this 282-nucleotide messenger RNA. RefSeq lists its product as uncharacterized. The record is from RefSeq and is a predicted model, not a curated record. Lineage: Eukaryota; Metazoa; Nematoda; Chromadorea; Rhabditida; Rhabditidae. The transcript has a single exon. The coding region runs from base 1 to 282 and encodes 93 amino acids.